AUGACAGUUGUCUCUUUCUUGCUCAUGCAACAGCCGCAUGCAGCAGAAAAAGAGAAAAAAGAUGCAGAGACGCGGCUCGAGGUGUUGACUAAGUUCUUUGAAGAAAAAGAAGCUCAGCGGCAAAAGGAAGAAGCACUUUGGCUAGAAAAGCAGGGUGAGCAUUCGUCUACAGUAGAAAGGAUACAGACAAUGCAAAACGAAUUACUUAAUUACAAACAACAAGUGGAAAUGUUGAAACAUGAGAUCCUAGAUCAAGAGAGGGAGUACAAAAAUCAGAUAGCUGUUCUUGAAACAAAAGCACACGAGCAUUGGGUGGCCGCGAGACAACAUGAAAGGCGCUUGGAAGAAGUCAAGGCUGAAUCGAGUCAGUUACGCAACCGACUUACACUCGUCGAAAAAAAUUUAAACGAUACCGAUCCUGAAAACAAACUGCAUCGCCUGCAGCAUCUGGCGACCGCAAACGGCGACGCAUUAGGCGUCGUGCAUCCGCUGUUUCAAGGUGGCCCCGGCGAGAAUUCGGCCUCACCUCUGAUGUUUGCCGGUGGGCCGAUACCCCCGCCGUCCUACAUGUACGGCGGAAUGCCACUGCCACCGCCACCACAUUUUUUACCACCUCCUUUUCCUUCGGGAGGCAGUGGUGGCAUUGAAUCCAGCGUAGGCUCGCGACCGGCGCCCCUCGGAGGCGGACGGCUCUCCUCUCCCCCGCCCUCAGCUUCCGAAAGGAAAGUAUUGCCCGAAAGUUAA
Molecule: messenger RNA, 744 nt
Organism: Copidosoma floridanum
Lineage: Eukaryota; Metazoa; Arthropoda; Insecta; Hymenoptera; Encyrtidae
Gene: Tango1
Product: transport and golgi organization 1
Biological process (GO): vesicle cargo loading; protein secretion; endoplasmic reticulum to Golgi vesicle-mediated transport
Cellular component (GO): endoplasmic reticulum membrane; endoplasmic reticulum exit site
Molecular function (GO): protein binding
Source: RefSeq, a predicted model, not a curated record